UUGAGCUACAUUUGGGUCGAAAAUCAUCAACAGUCCAUGAAAGGCUCAACAAGGUAAACCCUAAAAUACCAAUUGUAGCACAGGUUUAUUAUAUGAACCACUUUCAUUCUCCUUAGCGCCGCAUUACCUCAAAAUUCCCAACCAGAAAACAUGCCUUCACACAAGACUUUCAGGAUCAAGAAGAAGUUGGCCAAGAAGAUGAGGCAGAAUAGGCCUAUCCCUUACUGGAUUCGUAUGCGCACUGAUAACACCAUUAGGUACAAUGCUAAGCGUAGGCAUUGGCGCCGCACCAAGCUAGGGUUCUAAGCCCCAUGAGCUUAUGUGUUCAAGCUUUUUUUCAAGUUUAUUUGCAGACAUUUUGACUUGAUGUUUAAUAUAGGGAACUGAUGAGGGUGAUGGGUGUCUGAAUUAAAGAUUUUGAUGAGAUUUUUGGCAAUAUUUCAAGUAUUUCAUAUUCUGUUUUUAAAUUCAUAUGAUCAUUAUCUU
Hibiscus syriacus is the source of this 486-nucleotide messenger RNA. Its product is annotated as 60S ribosomal protein L39. Bases 151 to 306 code for a protein of 51 amino acids. Gene Ontology annotation, molecular function: structural constituent of ribosome. The transcript has 3 exons. The record is from RefSeq and is a predicted model, not a curated record. Gene Ontology annotation, biological process: translation. Gene Ontology annotation, cellular component: cytosolic large ribosomal subunit; ribosome. Lineage: Eukaryota; Viridiplantae; Streptophyta; Magnoliopsida; Malvales; Malvaceae.